Molecule: messenger RNA, 1596 nt
Organism: Lachancea mirantina
Lineage: Eukaryota; Fungi; Ascomycota; Saccharomycetes; Saccharomycetales; Saccharomycetaceae
Source: the annotation of a GenBank genome assembly
AUGGGCGUUAGAGAAGCACUUGAGUUUGCUGAAGAGAGCAUUCCGCUGAUAAUCCCAUUGCAGAAAGAUGAAGUCAGACAGUUGUGCGAAGAAAUCUUGGCAAAUAGUGGAGAAAACCCGGAUUUAAUAGCUGGGAAAUUGAUCGAUAUAUUGGGUCAUGAAGAAUCGUCAUUGAUAUUCGCUCUUCAAUUCAAUGAGAAGUUGAAUGAAGGCGACGAGUCGGUGGAGUCGGCGAAGUCAACGAGACCGCGGCAAGCAGAGACACUUGUGAAGCCCGUGAAGUUCGUGAAGCCGCAGCGAACAGCGACUUCCGUGAAAUCUGGCGUCAAUGCCAAAACCGAGCCAUUUAAACAAGAUCUCGUACCCCUAUCUGAUAAAGCUUCCAAAGAGGCGAGGAAAGACGUUCCAGUACGUAAGCUAAUGCCAGGCUUAAAAGGCAUUUCAGACACUACGAAGCCUGUCAAAACCUCAAAAAAACCAUCAAAAACCAAGAAACUUCGAAAUAUUCGUGAAAUUGAUGACGUUCUGGAAAAUCUUGAAGUUGACAUUGCUGAAAGAGACGCUGCCAGCUAUGUUUGCUACUGCCAAGGUAACAGGCAUCCUUUGUUUGAAGUGUGUCCUAAUUGUACAUCCUGUGGGAAAAUCAUUUGCGUUCGAGAGGGUUUGCAUCUGGCCAAUUGUUCGUUUUGCGGGAAAGAGCUUAUUCCGGGUGCAGAGCGAGAAAUGAUUAUCCAAGCCUUAAAGCAUGAAAAGGAUGAACUAAAUAAUCCAGAUAAGACCCUUGAACAGGCCGCCAAACCAACUAAAUUUAAAACUUAUAAGAUCACUUCGGGUGGUGGCAGAAACUUGUUUUCAGACCAAGACAAGUUAUUCAAGAAGAUUGAGCAAGAGGCGCAAAAGAAUAUGGAAAUUCAAAAGGAGCAAGAGGAAAAAGAGCAAGCCCAGCAAAAAGAGCAACGCCUUAAAAGCAGGGCGGAUACUUCAGAUCCUGAAUUGGCUGCGGCUGAAGAACGUUUGCAUAAUUUACUGCAUUUUCAAGACACAUCUGCAGAGAGAACGAAGAUUAUUGACACAGCCAGUGAUUUUAGCAUGGACAAUAACGUGGGUGUUUGGGGCAGUGCAUAUGAUCAAGCAUUGUUGCUUAAAAAACAGCAACGAAAUUUGAGAAAAUGGGAAAAAGCAGAACGAGCACGCGAGGGACAUCGCAAUGGAAUUCGAGUCGAUAUAUCGGUCGACCGAAACGGCAAAGUUCAUAUGGUGGAAAUACCUGCUGAAGAUAGCAAAGGUCGUGCGAUGAGUGACGACGACGCAGAUCAAAUAAGCGAUGAAGAUGACGCUGCAGAUUUGAAAGAGAUCAAGGAUAUCAAGGGCAAACUAUCUUCUGAUCAAAAGAGGGAGCAGACCAAACUUCAGUCCAAAAUCUGGGAUUAUAAGACUGACAAGUAUCAAUUUCAAAAACCAGUUUAUGUGGGCCACGCGGAUGCAGAGGACAAAAACCUGGAAACCCAAACCAAGAACAAGAACGAGCAUUCUCGUAUACAAAUGGAGAAAGGAAACGAUACUUCCCUGGAGCAAAAUAUCUUGGCGGUGUUGUGA